AUGGACUGGGAGCAACUUGAGUUGAAUCCAAGAAUUAUUGCUGCUGUGAAGAGAGCCUCCUUGAAAUCGGUGAAGGACAUCCUUAGCCUGUCGGGUCCUGAUUUGCAAAGACUAACUCACCUUUCAAAAACUGAUGUGCAGCACUUGCACACUGUUGUAGCAGUUGCUUACCGCAAGACACCACCUAUAACAGCCUUACAGUUAUAUCGUGGAGAACAUCCGUCUUUGGAGCAAGGCCGCCUCCUCUCUUUGUCUUGCCCUGUUCUGGAUGCUUUACUACGUGGCGGCCUUCCACUGUGUGGUAUAACAGAGUUAGCUGGAGAGAGCGCUGCGGGGAAGACGCAGUUUGGUCUGCAGCUUUGCUUGUCAGUCCAGUAUCCACAAGAUUACGGAGGACUUGGCUCAGGAGCUGUGUAUAUCUGUACAGAGGACUCUUUUCCUAUUAAAAGACUACGACAGCUCACGUCCCAGCUGUCUCGACUCAGGCCAGAGGUCCCUCAGGCUGUGUCGCGUGGCAUAUCCUUCACUGAUAACAUUUACAUCGAGCACACGGCUGACCUGGGUGCACUACAGACAUGCAUUUCCCAGCGUUUGCCAAUUCUCCUGUCACGGGGUCUGGUCAGGCUGAUAGUCAUAGACUCAGUGGCAGCUCUGUUCCGUGCUGAGUUCCAGGCUGGUGAGGCCGCUGAGAGAGCACGUCACCUACUGGCCCUUUCUAGCACUCUCCACCGUCUUAGUCAUUCCUACUGCACACCAGUGCUGUGCAUCAACCAGGUAACAGAUGUUAUUGAUGGGUCAAACCCAGGAAGAUGUGAUUAUGGGCUGGUAGACAGUAAAGUUCUUCCUGCUCUGGGCAUGGCUUGGGCCAACCAGGUGAUGGUGAGACUCAUGCUGAGGAGACUAGAAGGACAAAUCAGGAAAGGAGAUCAGGACAGUGCCCCUCGCAGACUGGAGGUGGUAUUUGCUCCACACCUCCCACAAGCAAGCUGCCUGUGUGGGGUUUGGUUAGAGGGAGUGAGAGGGAUUGCAGAGGAAGACCCUUCAAUACAAUUUCAGACAUCAAUAUAA
Chanos chanos (milkfish) is the source of this 1068-nucleotide messenger RNA. RefSeq names its product X-ray repair complementing defective repair in Chinese hamster cells 3 (gene xrcc3). Gene Ontology annotation, cellular component: replication fork; Rad51C-XRCC3 complex. The transcript has 7 exons. The record is from RefSeq and is a predicted model, not a curated record. Gene Ontology annotation, molecular function: four-way junction DNA binding; ATP binding; ATP-dependent DNA damage sensor activity. Lineage: Eukaryota; Metazoa; Chordata; Actinopteri; Gonorynchiformes; Chanidae. Bases 1 to 1068 code for a protein of 355 amino acids. Gene Ontology annotation, biological process: t-circle formation; double-strand break repair via synthesis-dependent strand annealing; telomere maintenance via recombination.